ACCGUUUCCAACUAUAGCCUUCACCAUCAAACCAGCGACGCCACACUCCCACUUCGCUGUAUUGUUGUUAGUUAUUUCCAUUUAUUAACAUGUCCAAGGUUGUCUGUGUCACCGGAGCCAGCGGCGCCAUCGGAUCAUGGGUCGUCCGCCUCCUCCUCGAACGCGGCUACACCGUCCAUGCCACCGUCCAAGAUCUCAACGAUGACAAUGAGACGAAGCAUUUGGAGGCGAUGGAAGGAGCGAAGAGUCGACUGCAUCUGUUCGAGAUGGAUCUUCUGGACAUGGACUCCAUCAAGGCCGCCGUGGAGGGCUGCGCGGGCGUGUUCCACCUGGCGUGUCCGAACAUCAUCGGUCAAGUUCAGGAUCCAGAGAAGCAGAUAGUGGAGCCGGCGACGAAAGGGACGGUGAACGUGCUGAAGGCAGCUAAAGAAGCCGGGGUGGAGAGAGUGGUGGCAACGUCGUCGAUAUCGUCGAUCAUGCCGAGUCCCGGCUGGCCUUCCGACAGGAUCAAAGAUGAGGAAUGCUGGACCGACCUUGACUACUGCAAGCGCAAGGGACUGUGGUAUCCGAUAGCAAAAACGCUGGCGGAGAAAGCUGGGUGGCAAUUUGCUAAGGAGACGGGCUGCGACGUCGUUAUGAUAAAUCCGGGCACCGCCUUAGGCCCUCUCAUCCCCUCAAGAGUCAAUGCAAGCAUGGCCGUCCUUCUUGGUGUUCUCAAAGGGGACACUGAGACCUACGAGGACUUCUUCAUGGGCAUGGCGCACUUUAAGGAUGUCGCCAUGGCUCAUGUCUUGGCCUUCGAGAAGAAAGAGGCUUCUGGAAGGCACUUGUGCGUGGAAGCCAUUCGUCACUACGGUGAUUUUGUGGAAAAAGUGGCUGAAUUGUACCCUGACUAUAAUGUGGCCAAGGUGCCCCAGGACACUCAGCCUGGCUUGCUCCGAGCCAAGGAUGCUUCUAAGAAGUUAAUUAAUCUAGGGAUGACGUUCACCCCCAUUGAGCAAAUCAUCACCGAUGCUGUUGAAAGCUUGAAGAGCAAGGGCUUUCUCUGAAUCUAAAUCAUUUCUCAUUUGGGCACUGCUCUGGUGGUGAUGGUGUUUACAUGGAUUGGAUCUAGUGGUGGUGUGGUUGGGUCAAAUAAGGAUGAUGAAGUUACAGUUCAGUCACUUGUUCUGUAUUUUCAUGACAGGUGUUGUUAUGUAUAAACUCUUGCAGUUAAUAUCGAAUAAUUGUUUGUCACUCAGUAAAUUGGCAAACAAUGAGUCCAAUAAAUUUUACUGCAAGUACUAGCCCCUUAUAAAUCCAUCAUGGAUCUGGUAAUGAUAUAAAACAAGCCCACGAUUCACUCAA
Messenger RNA from Prosopis cineraria, 1347 nucleotides. Its product is annotated as cinnamoyl-CoA reductase 1-like. The record is from RefSeq and is a predicted model, not a curated record. Bases 90 to 1049 code for a protein of 319 amino acids. The transcript has 5 exons. NCBI's taxonomy places the organism in Eukaryota, Viridiplantae, Streptophyta, Magnoliopsida, Fabales, Fabaceae. Gene Ontology annotation, molecular function: oxidoreductase activity, acting on the CH-OH group of donors, NAD or NADP as acceptor.